GCCCGGAUCCCCCAGAAAUCUGGGUAAACGGAUUUCCAACUCAUACGCUAUUCCGCGAAAUUGAGAUGCCCAACAAUCUUGCCCAGGAUUUCCUUCCAUUCAGAAUGCCGCAACGAGGUUUCCCCUGAAUCUUCCUACGCCGAUUGACCCACAAAAGGGGCUUAACAAUUUUUCUGAAAACAGAAAAUCAACAAAACAUGGCAUUGGCCAAAGUUCGGGAAACAAUGGGUGGAAGAAUGGGGGAUUCACAGAUGGGGGAUAUGUACACAUCACAUGGCCAUAAAGCAUGAAAGCCUCUUUCAGUUCAGUUGUUUGCCUGCCUUUUUGGGGCGUUUUUGGCGAUAAAACGAUCAAUCUGAUUGAAGUUUAUUAGGAGACCAUCGUUCGUGAUACGGAUUCUAAUUGAAUGGUUGAACUGAUUAUGGAAAACAUUUAUAUUAGGAAGUGACUCAUUCGCAGCUCAGUCGAUAAUGCGUUUAUCUUUACUUACUGCACGUUCGAUACGUUGAGUUUCGGAUGGGAGAAGUAUGAAAACCGCUGCCAAUUCAACAAAUUUACAAUUCACAUUGAAAGUGCUUUGGAGAAAAAUCAACAAAGAGCGUGCACUCAAAUUUCAUUCGGUCAUAAAGUCAAUAAACAACUUGGACUUAAGUUUUUCUCAUCUGCAUUGCCUGCCCGAAAUGAAAACUUUAAGAACUAGUUUAAAGGAGUUUCAAAGAAGGCAAAAAACUGCUGUGUUUAUUUUUUCUUUUUUUUUUGUUUGUGGCAGCUGUGCAAUCGCAUUAAAAGUCUUCGCCCACUGGUAAAAUGAAAAAUUGCUAACAUUCGCAUAUGAAAAAGUACGCGAGACUUGCUGAAUUUUCAGUUGUUUACACGUAAAGAAUUGUAUCAGUUUUCCUUUUCAAUCCGCUCAGACUAACUAGUACCUUUAAUGAAGAUAAUUUAAUACAAAGCGUGUUAUAAUAAUGUGAAUAUAAAGAAGAAAGACGUACAGCAUUUACAGGGCAUUAGGAUGAUGAAAACAAAUCCAAAUUUUCUUUUUUUUCCCUCGUGUAUUUACACAAAAAAGUGUAUUGUUUUUGCACAUGUGUGACUACACCUCACUCCGUAUCUGUCUUGCGUUUGAAAAUUCAACUUGACGCUUCUCUUUGGCCCUGUAAAAUGUCGAAAAGUUGGGUGUUGGUAAAAAAAUAUGGGAGCCGCCGGGAGGAACAUAUGUGUUUUAUAUGCUAAUGCGUUUAAAAUCAUUCAAAUCGUCUGUGUAUCAUAUACCGCACACGAAUAUAAGCUGGAAACUUUUCCAACUGCCGCAGUCCCCUGGAAAAAUGUGCAAAUGGCAGUCAAAUUUGGUCUUUGUCCUUGUCGCCGAGUGUGCGUAUAAAUAUUUAUGCUUCGCACUGUAUUACUCCAUAAACAAGUGUGCGAUUUUCAAGACAAAUAAACAUCGUCAUACAAAUCUGUGCGUAUAAAUGCCGAAUCCACAAUGCAGGCAGGACAAAUGAAAAUUCCAAUAUCGUUUUGAGCCCACCUGUUUACGAUUCGCUAGGGAAUUUUGCAAAAUUGGUUUACCUGGAAAGAAAAAUGUAAACUCUUGCCGACAGAUAAGCUAGAAAUGUACGAUAAUUUUGUUUAAGAAAUAUUUAAAUCUCAUUCGCAGUCUGCACGAAAUAAGGACACUCUGUGCAAGUUCAUUAGAACCAACGACCAACAGAAACCGCUUUCUGAAAAACAUUUCGUUCGAAUAGCCGAGUAAAGUGAAAUAAGAUAAAUGAGCCAAUUUGACUUGGCGUGCGUGUCCCGGCCACAAUAACAAAAUACCAAAUGCCAGAACCACCCAUAAGCCACCCGGCGAACCCCGAGCACCCCGAGAACCACGAGAACCCACACCUGAGCCACACCUGCCGCCUAAUAGACCAAUCCAUAUGCAGCCAAGUCAAGCGUCGAAAAAGGCGGAUUCAGUUUGUCAAUCACAGCGCGAAAAGCGAAUUUUCGACUCGGAUUUAUUUAUUUAUUUUUAUUUUAUUCCUUGCGUUCGGUCGUGUGCCCCUGGGAAUCUUCAAAUUGGUAUUUUGGUGUAAUAAUUGAUUUUGAAGAAAUGAUCGAAAGAGAUUAUACCCUCCUUUGGAUAAGAGCCUCCUGGCAUCUACAUAUGUACAUACGUAUGUCUGCACGGGGAAAAAUGCAGAAGAUUGAGGCUUACAGCAUCAUUAAGUUGGUAUCUGUACGCACUUCGCCUUCUUAACUUUGAAUUUCUUAACUUACAUUUUUCUCGUUUUACUUUAAUGUCUGUUGAAAUCAAUCAUUUCCUAAAGCUUUUGGUGUAGUUUCUAUAGAUUUCCUAAUUUGUUAUUGUGGUAAUUAUUUACCGUCGGACUAGCUGUAUCCUUAAUUCAACGAUUGUGUUUGCUGUUGUUAUUUUGGGGACCUCUGCAGUCCCAUUUUUGGCACAGGAUUUUGUGAAGCGUGUAUUCAGCUUGUUGUUAUUUGCCUGUCAGUCGAGGAAGCGCGUUCAUGUGUGCUGUUACAGAGAGUUUUCCACCAGGCUUUACCAUUUUCCACGGCUAUUUUCCACCUAGCGUCGUCUGCAGAAAUAUAAAAAAAUCAAGUAAUGCAGAAAAAAUGCAACUGAACUCAACUCGAAUCGAGUCGAGUCGACUCAAAAAGCCAUUAAGGCGUCGAAGUCAAUGUACUCCAACGUGGGGCCAGGUUUUCCAUCAGAGGCCAAGUGGCCAUGAGGGCUUCCCACGGGGGCAGAUUGAAAAGUGCCUGGAUAUUUAUUGACAUUUAAAUAGACUAGCCGGCAGGUACGGGUAUGUGCUAUAAAAUUGAGAGAUUCCCAGCAAGUUUUGCCUUCUUUCCGCCGCUCCCUGUUCUCUAUUGAUCUUAUAUUUAUGGAUUAAUCAAUCAUAAAAUUAAGCCCCGGGCCUGUUGAAGGUACUUACCCGCUGUAACCAUUUCGGCCAUUUCACUGCCCUCGUUGUUCAUAAUUAAUCGGUAGCCAACAGAGCGUAUACUUAAUAGGCUCAAUCAACACGCAUUUCGAUUUCUGCCGCCUGCUGAUACAAUUGAAAAUGCCAUUGCUGAUCGGCGAUAAGAGCGUUCGGCAAGCAGCGCUUAAAUUAAACCCACUUAAAUCCAACGCCCCCGCAUUGUCAAACUAAUUAUGAAGGACUCGGUCCUUCUGCUUCCAAGUAACUUUGUUUCCCCAUUACCGAAUCUUGGAGCUCCCGUGAAGCGAAAACCCUUGGGAAGAUGGCUUCAAUCAGCAUUUCCCCACUGCGGGAAAACUACUUCUCAAUUGUGAUGUUCGGUUUUUGUUAUAGACCUUGGACUUGGACAUGUACUUGAAUGGUCGGCCAUAAGUCAAUCGCAAUAUAUUCUCAUUUUAGGGACUACUUUGGAAUUUAAUUGUUGUGUAUAGUUGGGGAAAAGUCUUAAAAGCAUAAUCCCUCAACUAGCAGUGUACGUGGAACCACUCGAGCGUUUCGAUGAGGCCUUUGUUGUGCAUUGUAUGUAUAUCUUAUCUUUUGGCAGCCAGGCAGGCAUUUUAUCUAAACCAGAAACUCGAGUGCCCAGAGCCAGUGUGGGGUUGAUGUCCAUGGGUUGUGCAGAUGAGGGGAUGUGGCGAUGUGGGUGACACAUGUAACCUCUGCACGGACUCGAACGCCAGGUUUUAGUUGCCGGAAACACAACAAAACCCGCGCAACUCGAGAGGAAAAUGGAGUACUGAGUGCGAGGAAGGGGUUUUCGGUUAGCCCCCGAGUUAAGUGGCUUCCAGCUGGGGGAUAAAGUGGUUGUAGGGCCAAUAUUUGCUCCGGGCAAAUAUGAAUACACGGUUCGACUAAUUACGCGCUCGCAGCCCCCCAACAAUAUAUAGUACGAGUAACUAACAAAAUUGCAUACACAGAAAAAGGGCCCAAAAAUAUCACAAUGACUCAUAGAAUACGGCGGUAUUUGAGCCAGAGAAACAGUCUGUUUGAAUUAGGUUGAUGGUGAAUGUUUCACAGUUGGAAUCCGUAUUUUUCGUACGCGUGGGUUUAAUUUAAUAGUUAUUCACUGGAUACCUGGAUACUGGACACUGGGUACUUCUGUGAAAACCAUUGCAAAUCAUCAGUCGGUCCGAUUUGCUCUCUGUAAUCAACCCUUUGCGAGCUGUCAACAUUGGCUGUGAACUCAGUUGAUAAAUGCCAUUUGUGCCUCAAUUAAAAUCAUUUUAACACCUGUUACAGAGAUUGGCAAUGACAUUUCAGCGUGGGAUUCACAGUAAAUUGAAAUAUGAAUGUGACAGGGAGCGAUUUUGCAGGUGCGUGUGCCAAAUCGAAGUGCGAAAACGUGUAAGUAAGAAAAUGAAUUUCCUGUGACAGCAAACUGCAGCGAUGUGGAAAAUGUGUUCAAAAUAAUGAAAUCCAAAUCUCUAAUGAAGUGCAAAGCCAAGGUGUCCGGAUAGAAAUAAUUGUCGAUGUAUUGUGCAAAAGAAAAAAGCUCAUGUUGCUGAACAUUCGUGGGAGUUUUUAUAAUUACAAAAUGUUUAUCUGUCAGUCCCAGGCAUUUCCUAGGUCCGACAAACCAGCGCAUUCGUUGUUCAAUUAAAAAUUUCAAUUAUUACGAAAAUAAGUCAUUCGUGGCCCAAAUUACAUACAUGUGCGUACAGUAUCGUUUUAUCUGGAAAAUUAAAACCAGUUGCAUUGCCAACGGACAUUUUUGAGUGACAACUUUGGCUAGGCAGGCAACGAAAAUGUGAUUAAAAUCUUUGUUUCUCCUAUUGUAUACAUUGCUGAUUUCGGUAUUAUUCACGGCCGGUCUUUUGUUUACUGUGCUUACACCAAAUCCGCCUCGCAUUUUCGAAUUGGCAGGACUCACCGAAUUUUAAUAGAGGCCUAUUCAAAUUCCACCGGCCACCUGUCUGCUGUUUACAAUUUCGCCCGCGGUGGUGGCAGGCUUCACAAAAGCGUCUAAACUAAUCAACAGGAGCAGUUUGGUGUUCUGUUUGGUGCCCUGCCGCCUGAAAUAAGUAUGAAAGUGGGUGCAUAAAUUGCGAACAAAAUGAAAAGGCUGCUUUCACAUUAUCUUUUCUUUGCUGCUAAGCUCCUCACUUGGGACUCCAUUUCUCUCAAUUUCUCUCCAUUUCUCACCAUUUCUUCAUUUGCAGCUUCAUUUCAUUCAAGCCACCUUGCACACACAUACACACACACACGGGCAAUAUCGAUUUAAUGUAAUUAAGGUAAAGCAGCACUAUAAUAAAAAUGUGUCGCCGGCAGCACGCACCCAGAUACAUCAGCCGCCAUACUUAACCGUCUUGUUCACGUCUUCCACGUCCUCGUCGCCGUGCGGCAGCCGAAUAAAAAUCAAUAAUUAAAGUUACUUCCUCGCAGCUGUUGAUAUUGUGACGAGCUUAGUCCUUAAAGUCGAAUCGAAGAGAAAACUGAGAGUUGGAUAGAGGGGGCAACCCUAGCUCGAACCGAUUACAACGAUAACAUUUUGUAAUGACAGUUUUUGUACGUGCAAUUGUACAGUUGUCCCAAAACAGAUAGGUUAUCAAAGAAAAUUCAGUUAUGGUGAAAAAAAGAUUCUAUAGGUGUAUUAUAAUGCGCUUAUAGUAGUUUUCGCUAGAAACUAACACCGUUUAAUUUUUUUCUGUUGGUUUAACUAAUAAUGCAUUCAUGCCUUAAAUUCGCAAGAAAAUCGUUCGCUCGUCGCUUACCGCAUACAUGUUUUCCACAUUGCAGACUUGCAAAUGUAAAUUGUCAAAGUACAAGCCACUUAACUCGGCAUGAAGACUUGCACUUGUGGUUGGUUGGCAACAAUACUUCCCUGUCUUGCAAUGUGGUAUUGUAAAUUGGUAAAUGUCUCGUCAAGGGUUUUGACGGAGACUUCCUGCUCAUAUUCAGGUUGUUCUGUUAAGUGCGGAUAUAUGUUUUGGCCAGAUAAGCAAACCCAAGUAGGCUGGGCGAUUGCCAGAUGACCAACAGCAGAGCGCAAUAAAUCAUAAUUCGUUAAUCUCACUAGUCCUUCAAUAUCCAAUCCAUGCGAUUUAAAGCCACUGUGCUCGCUCUCUAACCAAAAAAGAGAAAAAAAUAUUACAAAAAAAAAAGAAAACCCCGUAGGCGUCGCAUUGGGGUAGUUUAAUAGUGAUUAAUGAUCCAAAUUUUUGACAGGGACAGCUGGAGCGAGUGAAAAACAUGCUAAAAUAAAAGUGUAAUAAUGUUUAAUGUGUGUCAUGCUAAGUAAUAAUACAAAAUCAUUUUGCGGCCCGAAAACAACCAAUCAAAACGAGGACUAAUGGUCUCAUAUCUGCGAUACAUAUUUUGCCCCCUAUAUGUACAUACUCUCAUUUGAGCUAACAAACGUGUGCAGGCUAUCUCCGUUGUUAGUUACAAGAAAUACGUAACUUUUAAUUUAAACGGAGACUUUGGGGCUUCCGAAAUUUAAUAUUGGAUGUUCGUUGGAAUAUUAAUUAAAGUGCAUUUGAACUAUACCCUGAAAAUUUUCUACCCUUUGGGAAACUGUAGAAGUUUUUUGAUAAUUGAAGACCCUCCAUGUUGUUUGUAUCUGUUUCUCUGUGCCGCAAUUUAUAUGUGUGUGUGUAUGCAGUUGGUGGACCCUCAAGGGCUGGAUCAUUUGCAUGAACCGUAUCCGGCUGCUCUCGUUGGUCCUUCUGGAUUUUGCCAGUGUCAGUGUCCCGGGCUCAACGUACUGCACACUACUACUACAGACAGCCAUCUGCCGCAUCCUUGGUUUCGUCCCGGCAAUGGUGGGACACAAUGUUGAGCACCUGGAGGCGCAUUGCGGCUAAGUUGAUUCCAAGGAGCGAGGCUUUGUAGCCUCAUUCCCGUUCCUCUUUCGCCAACCCUCCGCUUCCAUUUCCCAUUUCCCCGCUCGAAAGAAAAGCGUCCAGGCGAGCUGUCGGCAUCGUUCGUCCUCCAUCUUCUACACCAAAGAAAACCCAUUUUUUAAAAGCUCAGUUUAAGUUGUUCAAAUAAUUUUUUUUAAGUUUCUAUUGCGGCAAGCGAUUGGACUUUACAAGUCCAGAAAUGCAUUUCGCAAUCUACUGAGGUUGUUAAUUUAUUUUUCCGACUUUUCCUGAUGCAAAUGCAUUUUCACAGAUAUGGUUUUUUUUUUUUAGUGCACUCUUGGGAAAUGUGCACGAAAUUGUUGCGUGCAAUAAAAGUAAACCGGGAGUCGGAGCUAAAAUGCAACGUGGCUGAUGUUGCUGGUAUUUAAAUGUCGUUGAGGUGGGUGGCUGUGGGUGGUGACUGCGGCAAGUGGGCAGAGAAGGUGGGUGGCAAAUUGUACAAAUGAAGUGGCACGCCAGCCUGACAGUCGCUUGAAAUGUUUUACCUACCAACUGCAGUCCUCUGGUCUCCCAAAAAUCUCCCCCGCAGUUGGCACUUCAACUGGUGCACUUCAUUAUGUGAAAUUAAUUUUAAUUAAAAAUAUAUCAAGCCUUCGAAGUGAGCGCGGCGGGCUUAGAAAUUCAAUAUAUUUUACACCUGUACCAAUCCAUGACACUUUAGUAGUUGAAAAAGAUUCCUUCCAUUUUAAAAUCCUCCUUUUCGUUCUACAAGUUCAUGUGUACCCAUUUCAAGCUUGUUUUGCGGCGGGAUCGCAUGCACUCAGCUUCCAUGAAAAGCUAGUAACUGCGUAGAUAUUAUAAAUAGAUAAAACUAUCCGUAAUAUUUGGGACAUCUAUUGGCGCUUUUUUGCCGAUUGCGAAUAAAUAAAAUUCCCCCUUCUGCAUAGAAAUUGGCGGCGGGAACGUCGCGAUAAUGAUCCGGCCAGCAAGUUGACAGUGAUGAAGCCCUCGGGUGACAGGUUUUGGCUUUUGGCUGGGGCGCCAAUGGCCUGGCAGAUGGCUGACAACUGAUUACACACCCCACUCGUCAACUGUUGGGCGGAUAGAAGUACCGCAGAGGGUAUAUAUAGUAUAUAUGUAUAUCCAGCCCGAUUCCCAAUCCCGUUCCCAUUCCCAGCCCGAUUGUAGGGAAUACGAAAUGCACGGGGAUAAAUUUUGCAAUCAACACUUUGGUUGGCUUUUGUGUUCGCCGUCGCUCUUUUGGAUUAUUCAAUGUGCUUGGCAGUCAAUCAACCGUGUCUCGAAUGCAUUAAGAUUGGUGAAAGGAGGAAGAUUUCCCCGGCGAACUGCUAUACAUUGCAAUCUGAUCCAGUCGGUCAGUUCGUCCGUGAUUUAUCGGAAUGGGGCUCCCCGAUUCCAUUGUUGCCCGACUCUGCACUGUACUCUGCUCGUUACCCAUGGUUCUUUUGUCUUCCGGCCUUUAUCUGCUCAAACUACAACGCUGCUUGGUUACGCGCUGGCAUUGUAUUUCCUAAAUUUGGUUUUGUUUGGACUUGUAGUUCGAGUUUUGGCAACAGGUAUUAGUGAAAUGCAUGCAAACGAUGGAAUGCGCAAUUGCGUAUAAUUUAAUAUAGGAAUAAGGAUACCAGAAGUCCACCGCUGCUGUUGCAAUUAAAGUUCUGUCCCGUCAACCAAUUAACCCCCGCGAAGCCAUUGAAGCUGCACGGCAAACUAUUUAUCAUCCCUCGCUGGCUUUUCAUACCCCGUCCAUGUGUUCAAUUACAUCCAGAGGCAUCUUAAUGCGCCCCAUCCAACCCGAAGUGUCUGUAGUGGAAUCAAUUAAUAUCGGAAAUGGGCUCCAAUUAGCGUCUGAUUAAUUGGAAUUGAAUGGCAGAGUGGAAAGUGAUUUCGAGAUGCUUCAGUUAUAGAGAAUAUGCACUUCUCAGAUGUCGAACUUCUGCGACUUGAAGCCCCUAUGGUAUUCUUAUUUAGCUUGGUAUUCUUUAAGGUUAGGGACUUGAAUUAGUUAGUUUCACAAACUAAAAACGGUCAAGAACCUCAUACAUACAGCCGUGGACGUAUAAAUAGCACAAAAUGAAGUUCAUCUUUCGGAAUAGUUUUUUUAAAUAACAAAUAUUUCUUGGAAAUAAAACAGCUUUCGUUCUUCAUAGCUUAGCUUAUAAACUAAUAAAUUAAUUAAUCAAAAUGAAUAAAUGUUAAAAAAAAAAAGAUGUGGAAAUUAAAAAACUAAAAAACAACGAAAAAUGCGUGGUCACAGAAAUAGCACAAUUUCAAAAUAUCUUAAAUUAAUCAUAAAAAAUAAGUUUAAAAGUUAUUAAUGUAUAGCAAAUUUAAUAUUUGGUUGAGUAUCCAUGAUUUUCGAUGACUGCGUUACAUCUUCGACCCAUACUCUCCACAAGCUUCUGACAUCUCUCCUUUGGAAUGGAGUUCUAGGCUUCUUGGACACCUUUCCACAAAUCGUCAAGAUUCGAAAAUUUUUUUUUUGGAUAUCAUAACCUUGACAUCAUUCCAUAGAUUUUCUAUAGGAUUUAGGUCAGGGCUUUGAGCCGGCCGUUCCUGAACUUGGAUGGAUUCGUCCUUCAACCACUUUUCAACGACACGAGAUGUGUGCUUUGGGUCGUUGUCGUGCUGGAAUGUCCAUUUCAGAGGCAUGUUCUCAAACGUAAAUGGUUCCAUUUGAUUUUUGAGAAUGUCCACAUACAUAAAGCGAUUCAUUACGCCAUUCAUCCGGUAAAGCGGACCCACACCACGCCAGGAAAAUGCACCCCAGCACAUAAUGGAACCGGCACCGUGCUUAACAGUCUUCAUGGUGUACCUGGGGUUAAGAGCUUGGCCUUUUGGACGACGAACAAAUGUUUUCCCAUCGGGUCCUAUUUUAUUAAUUUUUGUUUCAUCGCUCCAAAGGAUGUUUUUCCAAAAACUCAGGUCCUUAUCCCGGUGGGCCCGUGCGAAACUUAAUCGUUGCGAUAUGUUGCGUUUUGACAGGAGCGGCUUUUUUCUGCUGAUGCGUCCAAAGAGGGAAGCUUCAUUUAGUCUUCUUGCCACUAAUUUCCUCGAUACAUUUGUGCCACAUUCUUUAUUUAUUUCCUCCAUAAUUUCGCGGGAGGACUUGAAAGGAUCCGCCUUGCUCUUCCAUACUAUGAGCAUAUCUGUACGCGGAUCAGUUUUUCGUGGCUUUGGUUUGCGUUUUUUUUGAUUGGUCAAAUAUGCUGUGUUUUCUUUUGCUACCUUCAGUGCAUUAUAUAGCAUUUUCCUCGAACAUUUCAUUAUUUCGGCAAUUUCAGCAGGUGUAUUGCCAGAUUCAGUUAGGUUGAAUAUCAUCCUCCUUUCUUCAACUAAACAAUGCUUUCCUCGACCCAUUUUUUUAACUUUUGUAUUAAAUUACAAUAAUUUGUUGACGAAAUUUUUUAAAUAACGAAAAAAAACUUAGGAAAACCACUUUUUACACGGAAUUUGCUGUAAGUUCUUUAAAGUGUGCUAUUUCUGUGACCACGCUAAAUAGUCGCUCGCGAACAAAAAUUAAGCAUAAGGCAGAAGAAAAAAAUGAUAACGGUAAAUUUUUGGGUUGUACGUCAUGUAGAAGAGAGCAAUAGUCGAUUCACAUCAAAAUUUUUGGAAUCGAAAGCCAAAUACUUUUGAAAUAAUCGAUCUAAAGUUACUGUUCUGAUGUGUGCUAUUUAUACGUCCACGGCUGUAUGUAUGUGGGCCAAUACUCUACCAGAUUCGAAUGACUGAUGCACUUCCGGUUAAAGCUAUGGCCGUUGUGCUUCUAUUUAUAAUUCCGUUGACCCCUUUUGAAGCUGUCGGCACAAUACAUCGUGUUGGUCACCAGAGGAGGCAAUAAUAGAGCCGUAAAACGGAGGAAUCCAUAAAUAAAUGCAAGUAGCAAUGCAAAGUAGCAACUUCCUGGCACAUCGGUUGCAUUAUGGUUUAAUUUGCCAAUUUAUUUGCCCUGUUUUUACAUUUCUGAAAGUCUCAUUAUAAUGGUCUCUAUUUGAUUUAUUGCAUUCGAUAACGGGAAUUCGGUGCCGCUUUUUGUUUAUCCAUUGUUGAAGUGCCAUUGAAGGCAUUGUUGGCUAUUUCGCACAAUGGAGAAUGGAAUUGUAAAGUUGCAAGCAGAGUUGUAAAUUGCAAUAAGUAAGAAAUUAAAUAUUUUUGUUAAUAAAAACCCCUGAAUGAGCUUUUCAAUUAUUGCACAUAGUAAAAUUUAAAAAUGGCCGUAAAAAAAAUUAUAUAAACGUCAUUUGGUCAGAGUCAACAUUAUGCUCGAGCACAUGGUCAGUUAUUAAAAACUCAUUUGAUUUCGGUUAUGUGCACAAAAAGACCUGAGUCUUUGACACAAUUUCCAUACCAUUGGACUGGGGCAACUCAAUAUGUCCUGAAAACACAUAUUUGUUUUAAAUGACUUUCCAAGCUGCCCACUUGACAUUGAGACCGUUCGCAGACUGUUUAUUUACUCAUCUCGAUUUCUGGGCACCAAAAGUUAACCUACGCUUAUGCAUUUGCCUUAGCUCAAAUCUCAAAUGUUUUGGCAUAAAAGGUUCGUUGAUUGCCCAGUUGGCUGCAGGCCAGUGCUGCCUACCGAGCAUCUGGAUUAUGUGGGUGGGUUAAGGAUACGGAGUCCUGAAUAUGAACCGAGAAAUCAGUGGAAGGUGAAAGCCAAAGUUUCACUGCCCGGUGGCUGUUGUCAUAAAACUUUAUCCCUGUCAUUACAAACGCCUUAACAGCUAGAUCAACAUGCCGCAAGUGGCCUUCUCUCUGGAUAAAUAUCCAGCUUCCAGCUCUUUGUCCCAAUUCAAUGACGAGCAAAUGUAAAGGGAGAAAACAAAUUUAUAAAAAAGCUCAAGCGUGCAAGGCAGCACUCUAAGAAACGCAAUAGUUUAUAUGGCUUUCAAGUGAUCUUAAGUUAUAUGAUUUACAAAGCCGGAACUAAAGUAGAUGAAAUAUUGUUAGUUAUGAUAAUUUCUUCCUUGGAAUUUAAAAGGAUCAAUGAUGUUUCCUGAAGUAAUCUGUACUUGAACUUGUUCCAAGAAUUUGUACAAAGGAUAAAUUUCUUUGCAAAACUUGAUUGAUGCGUUGGACACGCACAAACUUAUUCGAUUUUUCCUUGUGUAUCUCGAUUCCCUGGGAAAAUGGUGCGUAGUGCCCCUUGCUGCUUUUCUGUUAUUCUUUUCUCCUCCAUAUUUUUUGCCUGUUUUUCCUUUUUAAUGGGAGAUGUGAAAAGGCAAAGGGGAAGAGGUUUAUCUUAAACAUUUAUAAGGUUCUGGCUCCUGCUGUCCGCUCCCAUUGGUCCAUUCAUUCAUUUCAUUCAUUCCGAUUGAGCCCAUUCAUUUUCCUUACACUUUCCCUCACUUUCACCCACUCUGCCCACUUUACCGCCAUGUGUUGUAGUUGUGCAAAUCCAAUUUCAUGCGCCUUUUUAUUUAUUUCUGGUUCCUUUUGGCCAGUUUUAUGUUUUGUGUUAGUUUGUUGCCCAGCGCAACGUCCAACGUCCAAUGUCCACGUGCCACUCCACGUCCAGUUGCCCUUUUUUUUUUGUAUCAUUCCCUCCACUCGAAGACGUUUCUUUGCGACCUCUCGAUUUUGGGUCGGCUAGGUAUAAAUUAUCGGCCUCCGAUGGGAUCGUUCCUUCAUGGAAUUCGGAUACUGUCGCGACCUAUGCAAACAAUCAGCGGAAGAGUUUCGAUUCCGAAAAUUAGAGGUGUAAGUGGGUUGGGGUUUGGGUUGCUACAAAAGUCAAGCGAUCUCUAUUGUGAAACCCUGCAAAUUUAUGCAACAUUAAAGGUUUUUUUUUUUACUUUAUUUCAAUGCAUAUAAAUACUGAAUCCAACGUUUGGAAAUAAUUAUUUUAACUUCUCAUCCAAACACGGCUUUUUUGUUUGAUUAAAAAUGAAACUCGAAUCGAUUGUCAGUGCACGAGUUUAAAAAUGAAAAGUUGACAAUCCUCUAGUGUUGUGUUGUGUAUACACACUCACAGUGUCCAAGUGCUGGGAAAUGGUUGGUAUUCGGAAGGGAAGAUUGGAAAAAAGGUUGUUUAUUUGCCACUAGAAUUGAUUGACAAACCGUGAAAUUAUUUAGGGAUAUGAAUAUUUAAGCAGCUGCAGUUGAAUGUGUCAGUGAACCGCUGGCUUUUCACUGGCCGUUUUCAUAGAAUAAAACGUCAAUAGUAUAUUUUAACAUUAAGGCAGUUGCUUAACCUGUUUCGUUAGCAUUUUUAUAUCAAUAUGAUGAUAUGAUGAUGAUGAUUUUUGGGGCAGUUCAAAGUAAUGCUGCACUCGCAUUGACCUUAGAUACAGGUCCCUAGCUAACCGCAACAACCUAGUUUCAUUCAGGGCUGCUACUUAACCUCCAGAAAGCGGCGGCUGCAACAUCUUCUUGGCCCCACCUAUGCCAUCGUUUCAUAUUACUGCCCUUGCUCUAGGAGCCCUCAAUUGGUUCGCUUCUCACGCUGUUUCCUCCAGAUUCUAAAGAUUCCCCCUCUCGUCCCCUUUGCCCACAUUUUGACCCCAUUUCGCCCCUUUCUCUUUGGCCGCAGGAUGUGGUUCAUUUGCCGUUUCGUAGCAUACCUAUUUGGGCAGGCCAUAAAUUCACACAAAUACUCGUAUGCAUGCAACUGGGGUUCAGCGAAUGUAAUAUAAAUCUACUCUGUUUCGCUGUAUUCUGGCUAUUGUAUAUUCAACAUUAAUUGAACCUCAGGAAACUAUGUAUCUCACAACCAGAAUCUUAAGUAAGCAUCGAGUGUAUUUAAUGAGGACUUGUAAUGAGUACUAGCUUUUUAUGCUUUUGUUGCGUUUAUACUUUUUACAACAGUUUCAAUUCAGAUUUCGGUGCCAUGCGUCUCUAAUAUUGUAACCGCGACUGUGCGCCUAACCAAAAUGAUGGAUAGGCGAGAAAGGGGAGUGCAAUUUGCUACUGAAAUUGGGGACGUUGCCUUUUUGGCUCGAUAAACUCUCUUGUAGCUAUGUUCUUGCGCCUUCAACUUCACGUUCACUUAAUAUAUUGUACAUAUGUACGAGUAUAUGACUGAAUAAACCAUAAGACAGAGAAUAAUAUGUUGCUGCCAGCAGAAAUCUCAAAUCAGAAGCCUUCUCCUUAGUUUGAGGAAAAUUUACAAUUUACAUACGGUUUGCUAAUUAAAGGCUGCAGGGAUGUGGAAUUCUGGGAUAUGGAUUCUAGGCCACCGAGACAGGAUGGCACUGCAUUUGAGGUAUGCUCAUAUUUUUUGAAACGCUGUCCUUGUUUUCGACAAUCAUUUGAGGACACUAAACGCUUUUGCGAAAUCCUAGACUAUACCCUUAUUACAUUUUUUUCUACACAACAAAGAAUUAUUUAAAUAACCAUGGGUAUAAUAAUAUAUCCACAUAUCCACAUUCAUAUGCACUACAUGUUUUAUUCCAGGCGUUAUUCGUUAAGAAGUUUGCAAUUUUCGAGAGAUAUCUAAGAAAAUGCAUUGAAGAUGGGCGACUUUUCUCGAGGUGCACCCACCUACACUCCCCCAAGAGCCAUUCACUGUGUCCGCAGCUUUUUAAUAAGCCCGACGCGAGAGUCUGGGCCAGGUUCCCACUUGACAUGGUUGAGCUGGGGACUUGACGAAAGAGGCUAACUUUUUUCUCGUUGUUUUACAGCCCAGUAAAGCGAAAAAAAAAACAAAAAAUAAAAAAAACCGAAAACAAAAAACAAAAAAGGUAGGGAAAUGGGGGCUGCUUUGCUUCCGCUGACGCCUCGCAAAUUGCCGAAGGGAGGUUCUUUUGGGGGACUUCUGAGCCCCUGCCCAAUAAAAACUUUUCCCACUGCAAAUUGGCAGCAAAUUCGAGAUGCAGUGGAAAAUUAGAGGGCAUUAUGGUUAUUCGUUAUUACAACUCGACAGCGGUUAGAUCAAACGCUUUCGUAAAGCGGAUUAGGUUGGGAUUAGGUUAGGAAAUCCCCUCAUUAGGAGAGCGCAUACUUUUCUACUCGAACUCGAAAUAAUUUAGCUUCCCGCUUUUGCACAUAACAAAUCUUAGUAAUGCGCUGAUGAUAAUCUAAAUUAUUUACUCAAAUGUUAGCCCUUCCUUCUAGACAAAUAGUUGGGUCAAAAGAAUGUGGAUAUUUAAGGAUUUAAAUUUAAACAUGCCACUCAUUUGCUGACACUGCACUUUUCCAAGUGUGUUUGCAUUUGAGCCAAGUAACUUGUUGGUUUGCAAUUAAUUGUUUUCCGCGACCAAUGACCUCUUCGUGGCAGCGAAUCUUGGGCUUGGCACUCCAGUCUAGACUGCACUGGCCACGCCCAUAGCGCCAGCGAAGCAUAAUGUCACGCCCUGAAAACUAAGGCAACUUGUUGAGUCAGUCGAUGUGCAAUUGAAUCGAGGAACUAACUCAAUGCCGCUAUAUAGCAGUGAAACUAACAAAGAGUUUAAAUUUGGGUUUGGCCCUCGUUUCUACUUUUCAACACUGGGUAAUUCGAAGGCGCGUUGGAGUGUGCUAAACGAAUUUUGCCAAAGUUUCAAAGUGACAAUGUUUUUGUUUCUUUUUUUUGUGGGACGCACAUCUGCACCUCAUUUACAUGGCCGACGGGGGGGUUUUGUUUUUUUGUUAGACAGAAGUGGCGGUGGGUUUAGUCCAUUUGCAGUGCAUAAAAGUUGAAUAAGUUCUUUGGCGUCCAGUCCGAAAAAAAACCGCCAUUAAAUAACUUUUUGUCCCAUGCUUUUUCGUGGAGUUCUCGAGAUGGGGGUAUAUAUAUAUAUCUGUUCCGGGGUGUAUAUAUUAUGUAUACACAUAUUGGAGUGACACCUCCAACGUCAACAACUUAAACAUCAGUUUUGCGGGACGGGGUGGUCUGAUAACUUUUCAAAUUUAGCCGCUUGGAAAAAGGAGUGUGAAGAGGCCGCGGAGAAAAAGCCCGAGAUGAAGUGGAAGUUGAAUGGGAGUUGGCGGUGUGGGGGUGUGGAUGUGGCGGCGAAGGGGUGCCCAAAAAGUAUGCUAAGUAUUUCUACGGGUGGUGGGACUUCCACCCUGUUCACCACCCACCCACUUACCCUUGAGUUGCGCUUGAAAGACGUUCGCUUUCAAUUAAGGUUCAACCGCUGAGAAAACUUGUGUAUUGGCCUUAAUCUAAAUCUUGAAGUCCCUAUAAAUGGUAUGGAUUGUGACUGCUGCAUGAAUGUUUAUACAAAAGGAACUGAAUUUUACUUAUGCGAACGCUGAAAGCUGUAAUCUGAAAACUGAAAGCUGCGAGGAUUAACAGUAUAGGCGGCAUAUUUCCAUUUGAAAAGGAACAAUUUUAAGCUGCAAAUUCAAAAGAAAACCUCUAUUCGCAGGAGGAAGCAAGGUAGACAUUUUCUAAGGUUUCAGAGAUCUGCGGAAUUAAUAAAGUUUUAAAUUAACAUAUAUUUUAUUUAUUUUAAGUUGUUUCCGCACGUCCAAUACCUGUCGCUUUCGCUGUCCCACUCUAACCUUGAUGCCUGUUCUCUUCUUGCAUGUUACUUGGUUUGCGAUGACGAUGGAUCAAAAAAAAAAAAAAGUUGUUCAUAAAAGAAAAAAUUAAAAAAAGAAAGAGAGAGAGAGAGAGAGAGAGAGAGAGAGAUAGAGAGAGUGAGAAGAAGAUAUAUAGAAGAAUAUUAAGAAGAGUUGUACACGCGACAUGGAUACCAAGUUGGAGGCGCGUGGCCAGUUUCCGGCCUCGUUUCCGGACACUUUCAAGAACUUCUUUGCCAUGAUGAACGAAGACGAGGAUCAUGUGGGGCUGUUUGCCAAUCUGCUGGAGGAUAAGGUGAUUCCGCGGCAGACCAGCCCCGUCCAGCCCCAGCGGCAGCGGUACGGCGGCAGCAUGCGGAGUCACAGCGGCGGCGACCGCUCCGAUCGAAGGGGUCGCGCCGAGCGGCAGUACCAGCAGCAGAUCCAGAAUCAACAGCAGCAGCAGCAAAACGCUCAACAGGUGAGUGGUUGGUUACCAUUGGUUAUGGUUUCUGUUUCAAUACACAUUGGCAUACACCUGCAGCAGCGCGUCUUUCAGCCGCGAAGUCGCAGCGGCAGCGGCAGCAGCGUUGACCUUUAUGCGACUCGAAAUGUAAGCUUCACGACCCCCACCAACCGGGUCAAUUCGCUGCGGCGAAAUCGCUCGCGAGGAUCGCUGACCACCCUGAGCAGCAAUGGCCUAAAUGCCCUGGGCCUGGGACCCGUGACCCUAGCCCCGAAUGUCAGCUCGAGCAGCAGCGGUAGCGUCCUGGACUUGACUUUGCCGGGUGGCAACGGGCCUGGUGAUGGAGGAAGCGGCCCGAAUCUGUAUCCCUCGCCCGCGAAGUCGAACCUGAAACCUGCUCUGAAGGCAAGCAACUCGUCUGUGGACCGUGGAUCCGCUCUCUUCCUAGGAGCCGGCGGUAAAUUGCUUUGCAGUCGCAUUAAGUACUGUUGUCUGCACCAUGAUAAUUCCGCAGAUGAGAUCCAACAACGUCAGCAGCCGCUCAAGAAUCAGCAACUCGGUCCUGGACAGAAGCACGUGACUAUGGCCUGUUGCGAGUGCGUUUGUGGCAGUGGCAAGGUUCCCCGUUCCGUUCCCGACGGCGAGGACAAUUGUGGGGCGAACUACCUGAUGGGCUAUUCUGGCGGAUACAUGCUACCACAAACGCCGAAGGGAAAGUCCAUCGACAAGGCGAGCACCUUCACUUCCGCCGAGCUGGCAGCCUCGAAGAACAAGGAUCUGCAGGAGCGACAGGAGCGGCAGGAGAAACGUGGGUCUGUCAUCCUUGAAAGGGCUUUCGAUUUCGAUGCCAGCUGCGACGAGAGCGACAGCAUUGGCAGCAGCACCCACAAUCCCGUGCCCUCGCCGGCUCCCCACCAGCUGGCCUACAAUGUCCUCAAGCCGAUCCUCAAGCAGCCGCAACAACAGCAGCAAAAGGCAAUGAUGCAGCCGCAACAUCAACAGAUAAAUGCCCAGCAACAUCAAGGAGUUACGCAGCAGCAAUAUCAACCGGUUCCGAAUCAGCAGCUGGUGGGCAACCAGCAGCAUCAAGUGGUGACCCAUCACCCACAACUGGCCCAUCAACAGGUGGCCCACCAGCAAAAUCCAGGGGGCGCCCACCAGCAGCACCAAGUGGUUGGCCAUCAGGCACUCACCCACGCACAGGUGAACCACCAGCAGCCCGUGUUGCAGGUGCAGCUUCCGACCCCCGGGGUGCACGUGGUGCACCGCCUGCUACCCACACCGCCCACCCACAGCGGAAAGGGGGCGUACCACACGCGUGAGGCGGCCUUGCAAAGGGUGCAACAGCAGAGCGGCUUCUACAACCAGGGGCCGAGCACCUCGGCAUCUGCCUACGGCUAUAAUCAGGCCAUGGAGCACCAGCUGAUGCAGCAGCAGCUGCACUACGAUCCGCACCAGGAUCUGCAGUUUGAGCAGCAUCAGCAGCUGCAACAUCAGCAGAUGCAUUUGCAGCCUCAGCAACAGCUCCAGCUUCAGCAGCAGCAUCCGCAACAGUUGCAGCAUCCACAACAGCUGCAGCAUCAGCACCAGCAUCUGCAGCAGCAUCAGCAUCAGCAUCAGCAUCAGCAGCAGCAGCAGCAUCAACAUCAGCAGCAGUACGCAGAUGACACCGAGCUGGAUUACGAUACGGAGUGGGAGUUGGAUGAGGAACCUGCUCCGCAGGCUGUCCCGCCACUCACCACCUUCAACGACUUUGUUAACGCGGCGCAGAAUCCAACUGGCAGUCGACAGAGUCUACGCGCCCAAAAAUCGCCGAUUUUAAACAGGCGUCGCGCCUCAUCCAUAGCUGGAAAUCUUUUGCACUCGGAUUACACGUACACCCGGAACAGCAUCGGUGGAGCUCCGAUCGACUCCACCGACUUUCAGCGCAUUUCGCACAGCAGCAGUGCCAGGGAUCGCAUGUCUCUGGCCGGAGUUCUGACUUUUCAGCAGGCCAUGUCCGGAGCAGUGUCACCACAGUAUGGAACAGUGGGAUCGCUGAAUCCCCAAGCAGCCGGUGCCGGUGAAAACAUGCCGGGCAUUGUGGGAUCCGAUGCCGUAGGUAGCAGUUUGCCUGGCGGAUCUUCACACAAUCUAAAUUUGACGGUGGGCUUGGGGUUUCUCGGUGGUUCCAGCACCACUUUGGCUGCUGUCGCCGAGGUGACUAGUGGACCAGAUGGCAAUGGCGACUCCACCGACUCCCCGUCUCCGGUCUCCAUGAUUCCCAGCAAGCAGCAGCAGCAAAAGCAGCAGCAGCUGUUGCAGUUGCAGCUGCAGCAGGAGCAACAGCAACAGCACCAGCCCACCCACUUGCCAAUGAAGCGGGAACGAGGCGUAGGUGAGUCCUCCGGAGCCAGCACAUCCGGCACCGCCAUCGCCGAACUAGCCUCCUCCGUCGUCCUGGCCUCCCAGUCCGGAAAACCCAUGACUGAGCGGCAACGCCUAAGGACAUCCAGCAUGCCGGCGGAAAGUAGAAGGCCGCGUCUAGCGGAGAUGCGACGCUCGGCCAUUCAUGCCGGUGAUCCGGACAUGACCUACUAUCGCCUGCGGAGCUUCAGCAUCACUUCCCACGGCAUCUGCAACUUGGGCGAUUCCCUGAGAAGCCGCAGGUCACGUUCCAUCAACUCCGUGACUUCCACCGGCACCUCAAACAGCGGCGUGGAUCGACACAAUAGCAACGCAUCGGGAGCAUCAGGCGAAGUCAUCGACGGGGAUCCCAAUGUUCCUGCCUACAAAAUUGCCAUGCUCGGCGCCUCCGGAGUGGGCAAAACCACCCUGACUUACCAGUUCACCACUUCCGAUUACAUAUGCGCCUACGACCUUAGUCUCGAUGAUGACUACGGACAGAAGACUGUGUCGGUGCUAGUCGAUAACAUCGAAACGGAUUUGGAAAUAAUUGAUCAUCCCGCAUGCGAGAUGUCGACGGAGGCCUUCUGCGCCACCUACAACAUCGACCUCUUCGUGGUGGUCUACUCUGUGAUAGAUCGAAACACUUUUGCCGCAGCCGAGCGUGUCCUGCAGUAUCUCAAGGAGAACGAGAUGCUCUUGUCACGCGGAGCCAUCCUUGUAGCCAACAAAACGGAUUUGCAACGACAUCGAGUUGUCACUCGUCAGAUGGGCCGCAAGGUGGCCAAGGAAAUUGCAUGCAAAUUCAUUGAGACAUCAUCUGGACUGGAUCACAAUGUGGACGAGCUACUAGUCGGCAUUGUGGCGCAAGUGAAACUCAAUCCGCAGCGCUUGCGAUUGCUCACCGAAUUUGAGCUGCAGCGCCUGAAUUUGCAAAGCACUAUCCAGAAGCACCGUGGCAUGCACCUGCAGACCCGUCGGAUGGUCCGACAAAUGAGCGUUUGUCAGGAUGACGAGGAGAUUUUCGAUGGCGGACUGCCGGAAAGGCUGCAGAACGGCGAGGCCAACAAUGAUCCGGACGGAGUGCCUAGCACAUCGAAGGCCGGUCGAUCGCGUAUCGAGAAUCCCAACCGCAAACCCUUGAACCUGGAAAGCAUAUUGAAGAUGGGCGAAAGCGAGGUGGACGAGGACGAGGAUGUGGUCAAGACGUCGCAGCUGAGCAAAUUCAAUAUGCUGGCGGCCACCAUACGUCAUCGUCGUCCAUUCCGCAAGCGUCGCUCGUUCGACGGCGGCGUUUCCACAUCUGCAGCUGCGGAAGCAGCCGCCGAACUGCAGCGGCGCUAUCAACUCCGAGCCAUGGAUGACCUGCAGCUGGAGGGACGACUGGGAGGAGCGACGGAGGAGCGGUUUGGGGAGAGAAGUGGACUGGCCGACAGCGAUGAGGAGGAGGAUGGUGAGGAGGGAGUGGUCGGAGGACACCGGAAUGCCUGCAACCGCAAGGUGGUGAAGAAACUGACCGCCCGCACCAAGGUAUUCCUCUCGUCGGUGCUGCGCUUCAAGAAGGCCAUCAGCCUCAAGCGGCGCAACUCCUCUAGCUGCAGCGAUCUCUUCGUGAUCUAAACGGUUGGCAGCGGCGGCGGCGGCGGCAUAGGAAGUAGGAAGUAGGGAGCAUAGACUGAAUGUACAUAAACGGAGUAUAGGAGGAGGCGAAGUAGGAGCAUCGAAAUGGAAACGAACCGGAACAAUCCAUACCAGGAGAACCAGAGACCAAGAACCCAAGAACGGUGGAGUCGAACACGGAAGUGCACGAGUGCAGGACGUCAACGUAUGAGGAAGUUUCCAGUUGCAUAUUUAACAAAAAUUACAGGGACAUUUUCCGUUUUUUUGGCCAAUGGACGAUUGCAGCAAUUAGAGCUAUACACUUUGCACUUUUAGAUGGCAACUGUAAUUCGUCUGGCGAAGACAAGAAAUAUACAAUUCUGGGCCAAACAAUUUCUAGAAAUUUAUAAUCACUUGAAAUUGCAUUUAAAAGUGUGGUCCAGUUUUCGGUGCCAGUGCGACUUGUGGACUGAAAAUAUUUUGUGGACUACCUUUGCAAACAUCUGUAAGUGAUAUUAAGCAUCUAGAAAUUUUUGACAGUCCAAUUGCAUAUGACAAAAACAAAACAUACACCCCUUUACUCCGAACCCAACCGGUAGGUGGCGCUGCAAAUGCGGACAAUAAUUUUCUUACAAAAAAUAUUGAUCAGCAAAUUUUACAAAAUCGAAAAAAUGGACUAAGCACGUUUUAUGCAAAAGCAAAUCAAGUCCUAUUCGCUUAAAAAAAUAUUGAAUGCAGCAAAAAUUAAAGUAUAUAAACAAAAAUCUGCAUUGUUUGAGUGGCACAUACUCGAAGGAAACAGGAAAAACCGCAAAUCCAAUAUGCAUACAUAUGUAGCGAUACAGGGCAAAGAAUUGCACUCUAUUUUGUUAUGUCGUUUUUGUGGUUCCUUAUGUGGUAAUGAUUAAUCGCGUGGUUUCUGACGAGUUUCAAGAAAAUAAAAAAUUGAAUUUAUAACCUAAUCCUUAUGUGAACUUAAAGUGAUGGCAAAGGCGUUUAGUAGUAGUGCAAAUAUGGAAACGUUUUUUUAGCCAAUGUCCUACAUGUGAAGACAAGAAAUCUGGCAAACAAAUUAAAGCCAAAAAGAGCAGUACGAAAUAGUCCAAGCACAUUUGCGAUCUUUACAUCAUUUUUUAUAGUGGCACGCAUAUUAAUGGAAUUAAAUUUCAUAAUGCCAACGGUCCACCUUAAUUGCUCAACUAUUAACACACACUUUAAACAUUAUUGUAUACAUUUAAAUACCUUAUUUUACACUUACCCUCCUUUGUGAUAGUCUUAUAGUUGCUUCUUACCAAACCUUUCACCAACAAUAUAGGUAUUAAUAUAUUUUUCCUUUAUUAACUGCAAUUUACAACAAAGCAAUGUGAGAGCUUUUUGUAAGAUGUGCACCCUUGGAGGUGCUGCUGUUCGUUUGGCUUUUGCUGAACUAUGCGUAUAUAUUGAUACAUACAAAAUAAUUGUCUAGCGCCGAGUAUUUUUUGCGCGUCUAUGAUCAAAAAUAAGCAAAUAAGUAUUUAACACUUCUAAAUGUCGUGUGGUAAAAAUACCGAAAAUACACUGAAACCACCAGCACUACAUAAAUAACACACAUAAUACAACAGUUACCAUCUGAACGAAGAAAAAUAUUCUAUAUAAAAAAAAGUUACAGCAAAUGGCUUACUACACACAGAAUAUUCAAUAUUGAUAACUUACGAAUGCUAGCAAGCGACCGCAUGACGCGAAACCGGAAAAUUGGUAAAAAAAAAAAAAAAAACUAUUAAAGUGAAAUCUUCUAUGACAUUGUAGGAGGAGGCAAAGUAAAUCCAAUACCCUAUAAGUUUUCCCGAUUGCUUUUGUAAUUUCGUCGGUCGUCGGAACUUGAGGCACUCAGGCAAAUACCAUAAUGAGCUUAACAAAAGCCUGCAAUACUGUAUUGAAAUGGAACUGGCAAAAAAUAAUGGAUUUUGAAACUUCUUAGCGGCUGCUAUCACAAACUAAGAAAAUUUACAAAUGAAAUAGCGACCAAGCGACGAAGCAACUCGAUUUUCACAACAUUUUUUUAUUAAUUGUUUUUGAAUAUUUAAGUCAGACUUUUCAAUUGCAGACUUUUCAGACUCUUUUUUGUUAAUGUUAGUUCUCUAUUACUUUAUGUUCUAGAUGAAUACAACUUUGCGAGCUACGCUAAGUAUAUUCAGUGCAUUUUGACAGCUGGUUAAAUUAUUUAUUGGCCUUGUUAUUUUUGUUGGUAACCGCCUUUAACUGACGUUGUAAUACCUAGCAAAGUUUUUGGUAGGAAGGCGGUCUUAAAAAACCAAAUACAAAAGAAAACAAAACAAAGAAUAAGUCAUACAUAUAUUCCACCACAAUCUUUUGGGCUGCACAAGCGGCAGCAACAACAAAUAUCUUAGGUACACAAAGUCAAGAACAAGAAAACUUAAACAAAUUGAAAAAAAGAACACACUUAGCUCAGCCACACAAACUCCCCAUGCUCACUCUCCUGUCAAACAUUUGAACAAUAUGGAAAAUGCCGGCAAGGAAUGGAGAAUUGUAUUGCUCAACACGAGAAGACAUUAGAUGUAUUCGGGGGAAUGAGACGAUGAGUUAUGUGCCAGCUAUCUAAGUACUUGGCCAGACUUGAUCGAAGCUUUCAGGAAACGGGAGCGCUAGAAUUGAAAAAAAAACGCAAAAAAAAAACAAAAUACUGAACGGAACGGAACAACGAAUCGUGAAUGACCUAAGUUGGAGAUUAAGUGCAAGUGAAGCGAAAGCGUAUGAUACCACAUCAAAUAUCCUGAACCUCUUUCGACCAAAACUCCAAACCAAAUGAGUCCGCUGAACUCAGCUGAAAGUCCAGUGGCCAAGAGGCUUAAGGAAUAUAUUUAACUGGAUGAGAUUUAAUGGGGCAACGAAAUCGAUUGUCGUCGAGAGGCAACAGAAACUGGACAUAAGCUGGGUCAAGGGAAUGAAUCCAAGGACCUGGGGACACUUUAACGGACAGAAUCACUUCGGAACUUCACCCACUACCUACUACUUCAAAAUCGAGACUGAUUUUACUGCUCCCUCAACAGCACACAAACAAAGUAUACAUACAAAGUAAAAAUCCAAAAUCGGAAGAAUAUCACAACCUGACAACAUGAAUUUCAACUUUCCUAACCCAUUUCGCGUACACUAUCAACACAAUAAUUUAAGAUUACAUUUACAAGUUACAUGACCUGUCGGUUGAAUAAGGUCGAAUAUACAAGAAACUACUUGAAUACAAAUAUAUAUCUUAUAUAAUUAUAUACCCCUCUUAUAUAUAUACAUAUAUGUAUACAAAAUAUAUACCAUGAAAUAUUUACACACAAGUUUUACUCCGUGCCAUUUGAGUGCGAUAAGUUAAGUUGAACCAAACUUUAUACGAAUUUCGGACAAGUUCAGCGGCAUUUUUAUGGGAAUCCAUUUGACUAAUGGUUAACUUGUUCUUAUAUAUCAUUUAAGUGUGAUACGCGAACGGAGGUUUAGUUAUAGAAAGCCAACUGGAGCUCCCUACAAUCUUGUCAUUUAUUUUGUGCCCAUCCCACUUUCACUCCGUUCGAAUUAAAUCAAAAUCAAUGUUCCCAAAUAGAAUAAUUUUUACCUUACAAAAUUGUUUAAAAAUCAAAAGACGCCGUAGUUGUUUUUAUUAUACACGAAUAUACACUAUGAAUACUUGAAAUUUUUUGAUGUACGUUAAACAUUUAUGAUAUGUGUGUGUUUGCAGAAACCUCUAUUUGUAAUUGAUAUCCAUAUAUAUGUGUAUAUAUAUAUAUAUAUAGAACGACAAUUUGCUCCUUUCCUGUUUUAAUUCCGAGUGAUUUUGAAGUUUCCGAGCAAAGCAAUUGGUUUAGGUGAGCAAAGGCAAAAUGGUUCCACGUGGAAAUACUUACAAGUAUAUUGAAUACCACGAUUUAGUACGUAUGCAUAAGCAUUUGUAUUUCGUAUUUUUUUUUCGUGAAACCUUCAUUCAAUCAAAUUGAAUGGUCACUUUUAACCAUAAAUAAAUAUUUUACUCUAUGUGUAAUUAAUAACAGCUUA
This is a messenger RNA of Drosophila yakuba, 24728 nucleotides long. RefSeq names its product mediator of RNA polymerase II transcription subunit 15. The coding region runs from base 16434 to 20717 and encodes 1427 amino acids. The record is from RefSeq and is a predicted model, not a curated record. Gene Ontology annotation, molecular function: actin filament binding; GTPase activity; calcium channel regulator activity. Gene Ontology annotation, cellular component: plasma membrane; cortical actin cytoskeleton; actin filament. Gene Ontology annotation, biological process: regulation of actin filament polymerization. The transcript has 11 exons. NCBI's taxonomy places the organism in Eukaryota, Metazoa, Arthropoda, Insecta, Diptera, Drosophilidae.